Protobothrops mucrosquamatus (brown spotted pit viper) is the source of this 1806-nucleotide messenger RNA. It is a transcript of the gene LRPAP1, whose product is annotated as LDL receptor related protein associated protein 1. Bases 1 to 1053 code for a protein of 350 amino acids. NCBI's taxonomy places the organism in Eukaryota, Metazoa, Chordata, Lepidosauria, Squamata, Viperidae. The transcript is spliced from 8 exons. Gene Ontology annotation, biological process: negative regulation of receptor internalization; negative regulation of very-low-density lipoprotein particle clearance. The record is from RefSeq and is a predicted model, not a curated record. Gene Ontology annotation, cellular component: rough endoplasmic reticulum lumen; endoplasmic reticulum; cis-Golgi network. Gene Ontology annotation, molecular function: lipase binding; heparin binding; very-low-density lipoprotein particle receptor binding.
AUGGUGGCUGCGAUGCUGCUGCUGCUGGCGGUGCUGUUGGCGGGGGCGGAGGCGGGCGGCGGGCUGUACUCGCGGGAAGCCAACCAGGCCGCCGCCGCCGCUUCCCCCUCCGCCGGGCCGCCCGCCGAGUUCCGCCUGGUGCGCCUGAACCAGCUGUGGGAGAAGGCGCAGCGCGUGGGGCUGCCGGCGGUGCGCCUGGCCGAGCUGCACAGCGACCUGCGGCUGCAGGAGAAGGACGAGCUGAGCUGGAAGAAGCAGAAGGCCGCCGGGCUGGACGAGGACGGGGAGCGGGAGGCUCGCCUGAGGCGCCGCCUGGAGGUAAUUAUGACCAAAUACGGCUUGAGUGGGAAGAAAGAGAGGCAGCAGUGGGAGACCAACCACAUCAAGGAAGGCUUUGCGAAGGAUGACUUGGAUGACCCCCGGCUGGAGAAACUCUGGAACAAGGCCAAAAGCUCCGGGAAGUUCUCAGAUGAGGAACUGGAGAAGCUGUGGAGGGAAUUUCAGCACCACAAAGAGAAAGUCCACGAGUAUAACAUUCUGCUGGAGACCGUGAGCCGGACAGAAGACGUCCACAAAAACAUGAUCAACCCGGUGGUGGACGAGAGCAUAGCCAAGACGGAGCUGCUGCAUCGCAAGCACUCGGAGCUCAAGGAGCAGCUGCACAGCAUCAACCAGGGCUUCGAGCGCCUCCGCAAAGUCAGCCACCAGGGCUACGAUUCCACCAGCGAAUUUGAAGAGCCCCGUGUGAUUGACUUGUGGGAUUUGGCUCAGUCAACUAAUUUCACAGAGAAAGAGCUUGAAUCACUUCGGGAAGAACUGAAACAUUUUGAAGCCAAAGUGGAAAAGCACCACCAUUAUCAGAAGCAACUGGAGAUCUCCCACCAGAAAUUGAAGCAUGUGGAAGGGACGGGGGACAAGGACCAUCUCAGCCAAAACAAAGAGAAAUACACCAUGCUGGAAGAGAAGACGAAAGAGCUGGGCUACAAGGUCAAGAAACACUUGCAAGAUUUGUCCAGCCGAAUUUCUAGAGGCCUUCAGCACAAUGAACUCUGAAGCUUUCUCUGCUCUCUGCACACUGGUCGUAAUUCAGUCCUGAAAUGUAUAUAUUACUUGACGUUCUGCUGCAGAUCUUCACUGACAAUUUGGAUUUUUUUUUCCUGGUAAAGUUUAAAUCCCGAUGCCACCCUGGAGGUACUCGCAGUGCCCUGAAUGCUUGUGAUGUGGGCUUAAGAGCUCCAUGAAAGAGAAGCUUCCGGAGGCAAAAUCCUGUUCAAGGCAAAGAUUCCCUGCCGAUGGCUGGAAUGGACGUUCGUGGCAGGUCCGGUGUUCUUGUUCCAGGGUUCACCUCCUGUGCUAAUAAAAAUGCGGCCCUCUUAGGAAACCCCUGCUGGGCUCGUCUCCACCUGAGCUGGAAGCCUCUGUCCUCCAGGCUCCAUCAGUUUGUUCCUUGGGCUGCCCUGACUUUCCGACAUCCGUUGCUUUAAAGCCGAAAGGGGCAGUGACCUCUGCUCAGCCAGCCAGCAGUGUGGGGUCCCUGGGGCCUCUUGGUCGGAUUGCGACAGCCCCAAGCAAAGGGAAAUGGGGCCACUCAGAACGUCAGCUGGUCAUCUACUUGGUCAAUUUGGGAGGGGGCUGUAAGCAGGAAGGGGGGCUCCAUGCUGGAGGGAGGCCGAGGAAUGGACAGUAGGCUUUUUAGGGAUUUGAAUAGCUUCACCGUGGUUUUGGUUGACCUGUGGUCGAGGGUCCAAAAACAAGUUCAGAUGAGGGAAUGCUUGUGAUGGUUGCAUAAAUGUAUCCCUGCCACAC